AUGUAUUGUGCUUUAGUAAAGAAUUAUAACAUUGUACUUUCUUUUAUAACUUCUAACCUGUCUUUCGUUCACUAGGAUCAUCUAUACUACGUGAUGGAAUUUUAUAGUGGGGGAGAGCUGGGGAAACGUAUCAAAGCCAAGAAAUCAUGUGACCUCCACACCAUGAGACGUCUGGCAUCAGAACUCCUAUGUGCUCUGCAGUGGGUGCACUCUAAAGGCGUAAUGCACGGUGACGUGAAGCCUGAGAACAUUCUUCUGGAUUGCAACGGUCAUGUGAGAUUAGCCGACUUUGGUAUAGCAGUAACCAACAUGUUUGGAACCGAGACAAGAACUGGAGAGUUUGGCUCAGAAUUAUACAAAGCACCUGAGGGCAAUUAUCAACCAGAUUAG
Rana temporaria (common frog) is the source of this 390-nucleotide messenger RNA. Its product is annotated as protein kinase C delta type-like. Gene Ontology annotation, biological process: protein phosphorylation. The transcript has 3 exons. Gene Ontology annotation, molecular function: ATP binding; protein kinase activity. Lineage: Eukaryota; Metazoa; Chordata; Amphibia; Anura; Ranidae. The record is from RefSeq and is a predicted model, not a curated record. Bases 94 to 390 code for a protein of 98 amino acids.